Pteronotus mesoamericanus is the source of this 1113-nucleotide messenger RNA. It is a transcript of the gene HVCN1, whose product is annotated as hydrogen voltage gated channel 1. The record is from RefSeq and is a predicted model, not a curated record. Gene Ontology annotation, cellular component: plasma membrane. The transcript is spliced from 5 exons. Gene Ontology annotation, biological process: proton transmembrane transport. The coding region runs from base 18 to 884 and encodes 288 amino acids. Lineage: Eukaryota; Metazoa; Chordata; Mammalia; Chiroptera; Mormoopidae. Gene Ontology annotation, molecular function: voltage-gated proton channel activity.
CCAGAGACAGCGGGGAAAUGGCUUCCUGGGACGAAAAGACAGUCACACGCAGGGCCAAGGUGGCUCCCGCCGAGAGGAUGAGCAAGUUCCUGAAGCACUUCACCGUUGUCGGCGAUGACUACCAUGCCUGGAACAUCAACUACAAGAAAUGGGAGAAUGAAGAGGAGGAAGAGGAAGAGGAGGAGCAGCCGCCACAGACGCCCGCCUCGGGCGAGGAGGGCAGAGCUGCUGACCCGCAUGCGGCCCCCACCUCCACGCCCAGGCGCCCCCUAGACUUCAGGGCCACAUUGAGGAAGCUCUUCAGCUCCCACAGGUUUCAGGUCAUCAUCAUUUGCCUGGUCAUUCUGGACGCCCUCCUGGUGCUGGCCGAGCUCAUCCUGGACCUGAAGAUCAUCCAGCCCGACAAGAACAACUACGCCGUCAGGGUGUUCCACUACCUGAGCAUAGCCAUCUUGACCUUCUUUAUGAUGGAGAUCAGCUUUAAAAUAUUUGUUUUCCGCCUGGAGUUCUUCCACCACAAGUUUGAAAUCCUGGACUCCAUCGUGGUGGUAGUUUCGUUCGUCCUCGACAUCGUCCUCCUGUUCCGGGAGCAUGAGUUUGAGGCCCUGGGCCUGCUGAUUCUACUCCGGCUGUGGCGUGUGGCCCGGAUCAUCAACGGGAUAAUUAUUUCGGUCAAGACACGUUCAGAACGGCAACUGUUAAGGUUAAAACAAAUAAAUAUGCAACUGGCCGCCAAGAUCCAACACCUUGAGUUCAGCUGCUCCGAGAAGGUAAGGAAGGCCCCCUGGAAGACGCCUCUGGCUGAGCUGCCGUUCAGCACGGGCUUCCCAGGGCAGGCCUUCGCUCCUGCGCGCCCUUCGCCCGAGCCCCCACCCCUUGGCUAAGUCUUCCUUGUCCUUUAAGGGUCACUCAGGUGUUGCCUCCCCCGAGCUGGGCCAGGCGCCCCUCCUGUCACUGCUCUUGUCCACUGGAGCCCACCUGACUAUACUGCAGCCGCCUUCAGCGGGCUGGUGCCACAAAGAGCAUAGUCCUCCCUCAGUGCUGCGUCCCUGGACUGGGGCUCACUGGCGGUCACGUCCCUGGUGAGGCUCCGAAGGUAAAUGCAGUUAUUUG